Kluyveromyces marxianus DMKU3-1042 is the source of this 1965-nucleotide messenger RNA. RefSeq names its product putative oxidoreductase (gene GMC1). The record is from RefSeq and is a predicted model, not a curated record. The transcript has a single exon. The coding region runs from base 1 to 1965 and encodes 654 amino acids. Lineage: Eukaryota; Fungi; Ascomycota; Saccharomycetes; Saccharomycetales; Saccharomycetaceae. Gene Ontology annotation, cellular component: high-affinity iron permease complex. Gene Ontology annotation, molecular function: ferroxidase activity; copper ion binding. Gene Ontology annotation, biological process: cellular response to iron ion starvation; reductive iron assimilation.
AUGGAGUUUCCGAAUUGGUGGUGUGUUUUCGGGCUGCUGCUUGCAUGGUUGCUGAGCGAUACAUGCGAAGGGAAAGAAGUUAUAUUUGAUAUAUCACGUCAUGGGGAUGGACGAACCAUAGUGAUCAAUGGGAAUUCGGAGUUGGUAAAGCCGGUUUUAAGGCUUCGGAAUGGGGAGCGGUUGAACUUAAAGCUUGAGAACCAUUUGGAUGAGCCUACUGGGGUGCAUUUCCACGGGAUGCUGCUUGAGAACUACGUUGGAGAGGGAAAGGGAGAGGGAGAGGAUGGGCAGGCCGAUCCUGCGGUGUUAGGAGACGGAGUUCCUGGGGUAACGCAGUACGAGGUUGGUGCUGGAUACGCGUACUGGCAGAAUAUGAGUGUGGCACAGGAUACGUGUGGGACAUUCUGGUACCAUUCGCAUUAUGCGGUACAGUACGGUGAAGGGUUGAGAGGCCCAGUUGUGGUGGAGUGCGAGAAAUUCGACAGCCACGAGUCCCGGGUAGCUUCGGAAUACGGGCUAGGGGAUCGAGAACGUGCGCAGGAGCGGAUCAUCACGUUGAGCGACUGGUACAAGCGGUCGCACGACAGCAUAAUGUAUGAUUCGUUGCAGGUUGACGGGUACUCGGACCCGCGUGUAGACGGUUCGCUCUUCAAUGGGAAGCAGGAUGCGGGCCAAGUUGUCAGUUUCCCGGCGGACGCAGAUUACUUGCGGUUGCGUGUGCUCAACGUGGCGAACAGCAACACGCAGGUGUUGCACAUUGCGAACCACAAGCUGAUUGUGAUCGAGAUAGACGGUGUGUUGGUGAAGCCCGUGGAGCUUUCGACGUUGACGCUCGCGACGGGCCAGCGGUACACGGUGCUUGUUGGGCGGGACGAGAAGAGCAGGAGCUCGCAGAUCGUCCAUGGCUGCAACAAGAUGAUGGGCUACAUCACGAAGACGCAUAUCCUCAGGUAUGAGUCCCCAGGGGAGUCCCCAGGGGAGUCCCAAGGAGAGUCCCAAGGAGAGUCCCAAGGAGAAAUUGUUGAAGCCACGACCACAUCGAUCAAGCGUCUUCCCGGGUUCAGCCGCGACGAAUUGUACAAGGUGUACGAGCCAAUCGACUGGGAACUACUCCCGGACCCAGAAUCCAGCGAAAACGGACGCAAGAUCUCGCUCGACUACGAGGAAUCCUCGUCAGAAGCCACUCUACAAAAAUACGGAACGUCGAUGUACUUGGUCAAUGGACACACAAUGGGCGAUUUCAUGAACCCGGAGGGAACGACGACGCCCUUGCUUCUCUCGCGCGGUGGCGAGAACGCCAGCCCCAAGGCCAGCCCUGCAGCCCAGCCCAUCGACGUGGGGUUCGGGGCGACAGUAGACAUCGCCAUCAACAGCAUCGACCACAUGCGACACCCCUGGCAUCUCCACGGACACCACUUCCAGGUGAUCAGCAUGGGCGAGUCGCACGACGGCCCGCUACACUGGGACGACACCGAGUCUGUUGCUUACAAGAAGUACGCCCAGGAUAUGGAGUACUGGAGAUCAGGGUCCAGGGUCCCGAUGACUCGCGACAGCAUCAACAUUCCGGGCCGGAGCUACGCGGUGAUCCGGUUUGCGACCGAUUCGCCGGGGCUUUGGAUGCUCCACUGUCACGUGGACUGGCACAUGGUGAAGGGACUCGGAGUAGUCUUGCAAGAGGGGCUCGACAAGUUGCCGAUGGACAUUGUACGGGUAACAGAGCCGUUUUUGAUGUCAGCGGGACAAACACAGCCGGAGGAGGACCAGGAGGACCAGGAGGACCAGGAGGACCAGGACCAGGACCAGGACCAGGACCAGGACCAGGGACAAACACAGCCGGCUCCUUCGUCUCCUCCUGCACCACCAGGGCCCAAGGGACAAUCAUCCACCUCCAAAACAAAAGUGCUAGCGAUAUACGGCACCGUCAUGCUCCUAGUGGACGUCCUACUGUACAAACUCUUCGUAUAG